AUGGAAAAGGCAGUGCCUGAGCUGAGAGCUCCUUUUGCCCUUAGGGAUAGUGAUGUGGUAGCCGGACUUCAUUUCUAAAGAGACUGCAGCAAGCCAACUAGGACUCGAGGCCGCUGGCUUUAAAGCUAAACCAAUUGUCCACUUCAGGAAGCAACGAUGAGGAGCUCAGCAGGCUUCUUCCUUUGCUCCCUGCUGCUGCUGCUGGCCACCCAUUGCACGCAGGCUGCUGACCCGGAGGUCCAGCCCGACCCCAAAACACCAUGUGCCAACUGGAUGGGAGGAGCUCCUGGCCACCCUGGCCACAAUGGGGCCCCUGGACGGGACGGGAAGGAUGGAAGAGAUGGACUAAAGGGAGAGAAAGGAGAAGAAGGUAUGCAAGGUCCCAAGGGUGACCAAGGCGAAAUAGGAAUCCCAGGGCGUGAAGGGCCAAGAGGAUUUCCUGGACAGCCAGGGCAGAAGGGGGAGAAGGGUGAGGGCUCCUUUGUCCACCGCUCUGCCUUCAGCGUGGGGCUGACGGAGCGAGCUCCCCCCUCCAACGUGCCCAUCCGCUUCAGCAAGAUCUUCUACAACGAGCAGGGCCACUACGACGCCAGCACCGGCAAGUUUGUCUGCAGCAUCUCUGGCACAUACUACUUCGCCUACCACCUGACAGUCUACCUGUCCGACGUCAAAGUCAGCCUCUACAAGAAGGACAAGGCAGUGAUCUUCACCUAUGACCAGUUCCAAAAGAACAACGUUGACCAAGCUAGUGGCUCUGUCUUGCUGCACCUCAACUCAGGGGAUGAGGUCUGGCUCCAGGUGUACGGGGAUGGAGAGAACAAUGGUGUCUAUGCUGACAACAUCAAUGAUUCCACCUUCAUGGGCUUCCUCCUGUACCCAGACCUGGAUGUCCACUAAAGCAGAGGGUACAAGAUGGGAAAGGAUGCGGUGGCUUACCCCUGGCCAUCGCCCCGGGGCACCGGCGCUAUAGCUACACUGCACUUGCUGGAAAGCUGCUUUUGGCAGGGGCAACAAUGGCCAAGGUGGAUUUGAUCUCCUGUGGAACCAGUCAGGUUAUACUCCAGUGACUUCCACAGCACCAAGAGUUCACUGCUACGUCUGCUCUUGCUUCCCCUGUGGAAACUCGAGCUCGAAGUCAAACGCCACCCCUAGCACAUCAUGAAAGAGCAACACACAAGGUGGCCUAAUUUUUAAACAUUUAAAAGUGGUAAGAGAAAAAUUGGUUACAUUUAAAUGCCACAUUCUGCAUUUCCAUGUUUUAACCACCCGAAUUAAUUUGGUUUUAGCCAGCAUUUUAAAAUCUGGGGAAAGGGAGAGGACUGCUCACAAAAGCCAUCUCUUCCUUUGUUUGCAGCUGGAACAGAUUCUUACCAUUUCACCACUCCUUUUAACACCUCAUCCAUUUUCUUACCAGUGUAGCUCCCUGUUGUGUUAAGGCCUUUGACUUCCACCUGUGGUUUGUUGUCUCCCUUCUUUAGCCCAGACCUUUGAAUAUAUUCAGAUUAUUAACUUUCAUUGAUUUUAAUCCUUUGAUUUUCCUUUUCUGUUUAUGCCCUAUAGCUAUCUCUAAUGUAGGCAGCAUGCUCAUUUAGAGCAGGGAUCUUCUCCUCUGAUUUAUCUGGAAAGCCUGAUAAACAUCCCUGAGGCCACACAACAAAAGUGGCCUACUAACCGUGUGGCUCUGGGAGUCCCAAGGUGAUCACAGACGUGCUGGGCACAUGGUUGUGAUGCUCACAAAUUCCAGCAGCUCCCCUGCAAACACUGUGCCUUAUCAGGGAGCAGAGGGUUCCUCAAGGCUCCUGCACAGAGGGGACGUCGUGGCGGAGCUGUCCCUUCCCAGAUCACUCAUCUGGCUCUGGAGGUAAUGGCACAAAUACUUACUCAGCCCAGAGGCUGCCAGAAUGGGGCACACAAGCAGCGUCUUACAGUUUCCAUCUGCAAGUCGCCAAGAUCCUGUUCCUCCUCCUCUCUGAAUAGCUCCCAUGUGCAGUCAGAAAUUGAGAUCAAGUAACUGUUUCUACUUUUCUACACCGUAAGUAUGCCACAAGCAAUAGUGUGCAUGCCAGCUUGGCAAAGCUUCAGGUGGUGGUGCAACCUCUCAUGUUGAUUUGGCUCCUGAGAUGAACACCUCCAGGAUCUGUCUCAGCUCUUGGCAAGGUUACCUUAAUGAGGGAAGAGUAUUAAGGCUGGGAUUAGAAGCAAUCCCAUCAAACUGCUCUCCAAAGAGCUUGCUUGACUUUUAGCUCCAAGAAGAUUUGAUGGUUUCUCAGAUACAUUCACAGAAGACUCCCAUUCAGCUUCAGGACAAGCGAACACGAAUCAGUGUUACAAGCACAGAACAGCAUUAAGGGCUUCAACUGCAACCACUUCCAGCAGUAGCAUUUUCUGCACUCCAGUGAGUUACCACAUUGCAAAUAAUAACAACAAUAAAAGCCUUGCUCCAUGAGAA
Messenger RNA from Pogoniulus pusillus (Red-fronted tinkerbird), 2449 nucleotides. RefSeq names its product adiponectin, C1Q and collagen domain containing (gene ADIPOQ). Bases 157 to 897 code for a protein of 246 amino acids. The transcript has 3 exons. NCBI's taxonomy places the organism in Eukaryota, Metazoa, Chordata, Aves, Piciformes, Lybiidae. The record is from RefSeq and is a predicted model, not a curated record. Gene Ontology annotation, molecular function: protein binding.